UAUAGGAGAUUAAAAUGCGAGAUAAGCACGUGCAACGUAACUUUCCAACGCAAAGGCGACAUGCUCCGCCACGUACAUAGCGUGCACCGCCAAUCCACACCACACACCUGCUUCAUCUGCAAACGGCAAUUCCGCCGCAAAGACAAAGUCAGA
Hyaloscypha bicolor E is the source of this 153-nucleotide messenger RNA. RefSeq lists its product as uncharacterized. The annotation marks the transcript as partial. Lineage: Eukaryota; Fungi; Ascomycota; Leotiomycetes; Helotiales; Hyaloscyphaceae. The transcript has a single exon. The record is from RefSeq and is a predicted model, not a curated record.